This is a messenger RNA of Thelazia callipaeda (thelaziosis nematode), 774 nucleotides long. The record is from the annotation of a GenBank genome assembly. NCBI's taxonomy places the organism in Eukaryota, Metazoa, Nematoda, Chromadorea, Rhabditida, Thelaziidae.
AUGACAACUGAAAUGCAAGGGAUUCUGGGACUUGAUAAAUUGGAAAGUAAUUUUGACGCAAAAGCUUACUUGUGGGAUUUUUACAAAGGUAUAGAAGAUCCCGCGAUGCAAAUGAUGAUCAUGCUUCUGCCGAAUAUUGCUGAACGGAUGGAUUGUUAUGAGAGUUUGCUUGACUUUGGCGCCGGACCAACAGUACACGUUGCUGUUGUUUUUAGGAAUAAAGUGAAUAAUAUAUAUUUAGCUGAUUACUUACCUCAAAACCGCAAUGAAUUAAUGCUAUGGAGGGAUGGUACAAAUUCAUUUGACUGGACUCCGGUACUGAAAAUGAUUGCUACUGUAGAAGGUGUAGGUUGGUUACACCUCAAAGAAAUAGAACAACGAACAAAAUCUAAAAUACGUUCAGUCUUUCAUUGCGAUUGCCAUGUGGAACCAUCGAUAUCUGCUCCUAAAAUUCUGCAAAAUAACUUUGAUAUAGUUGUAACCAUGCUAUGCUUAGAAUAUUGCUGUAAAGAUGCUAAACAAUAUAAGGAAGCAGUACGAAACGUUUCAGCUCAAGUAAGACCUGAAGGAUGGUUUGUGAUGGGUGGCGUAUUAGAAGAAAAUUGGUACUCAUUUGGCGGUCAUAAAUAUGCCUGCUUUUACCUUACUGAAAGAGUGCUUUUCGAAGCGUUACGUGAAGCGAACUUAUUAGUUGAUGACCCACAAUCUCUGACUUAUUACUGUUCUGAAGGUGUUUUCUUAAUUUGUUGCAAAAAGAAAACAAACAAUAUCUGA